GGGUGUCUGCAAAUCCAAAAUGGCGAACAAGCGCAUGGUUUACGUUGGUGGUUUGGCAGAAGAAGUUGACGAGAAAGUCCUUCACGCUGCCUUUAUUCCUUUCGGAGACAUUACAGAUGUCCAAAUACCGAUGGAUUACUCAAGUCAGAAGCAUCGAGGAUUCGGAUUUGUGGAAUUUGAGCUCGCAGAAGACGCUGCAGCUGCUAUUGAUAACAUGAACGAGUCUGAACUCUUUGGGCGAACGAUUCGUGUGAACAUCGCCAAACCAAUGAAGAUCAAGGAAGGUUACAGUCGUGCUGUGUGGAGUGAAGAUAGCUGGUUAAACAAACACGCGGGGCAGACUUUAGAAGAUGCCGAAAUGAAAAGUUCGGAGGACAAAACUGAGGAAUCUGCUGAAGAAGGAAAUGCAAAGCUGAAAAAGGGAAAUCCUCGAGUAUUCAUGGAUGUAACUAUCGGGGGACGCCAGGCAGGAAGAGUUACCAUUGAACUAAGACAUGACGUUGUUCCCAUGACUGUUGAAAACUUUCGUGCCCUCUGUACUCACGAAAAGGGGUUUGGAUAUAGAGGCAGUACCUUCCAUCGAGUAAUCCCUCAGUUUAUGUUGCAAGGAGGAGAUUUCACAAAGCACGAUGGUACGGGAGGAAAGUCGAUUUAUGGUCAGAAAUUUGCAGACGAGAACUUUGUCCUGAAGCAUACUGGUGCUGGUGUGCUAUCAAUGGCUAAUUCUGGGACCAAUACCAAUGGUUCUCAGUUUUUUAUUACCACUGAGAAAACUGACUGGUUAGAUGGAAAACAUGUUGUGUUUGGCCAUGUGAUUGACGGAAUGGAUGUUGUCAGAAAAGUAGAAGCAACAGGAUCAAAAAGUGGUAAAACAAGCAAAAAGAUCAUGAUUGAAGACUGUGGCGAGUUAUAACAGUCCUUGUUUAGAACUAAUGAAUAGUUAUCUAUUUUGCUCUACCGGAGUGUCUGCCCACAAGUUUUUCUCAGCAUGGGAUAAGCACUAAACAUUGGCAGACCUGAUAGCAAGACUGUUGUAUCUUGGUUUUACACAACCAAGGGUUUCAGUAUAAGCCGGUUGUGCCGCCUCUGACACUUCUAAGUGCCAUCUGUUUAGCUUGCUAGCAGGCUCUAGUGUUUGGGUUUCAUUUUUUGGUGCCCUGCCAGGCCAUAGCCACCAAUUAUACCAGCGACACCCACUUAGGGAAAUAUGUAUUGAAACCUCCACACUUCAGUUGUGAAUUUUCACUUUUUUUUUUGCUUCAAAAAUCAUAACUACAAAACAGUUGUGAAUAAUACUCAAGUUGAGUGUCAGAAAAGGUUGACCAAUAAAGGCAUUUGUUGGCUGUAGAAUAAAUGAGAAAUUCUUUACAGCUGCAAGCCUACUUGUAUUCCAGACUUGAUGCAUGGUAAGGCUGAUUGUGUAUCAGACUCCAAUGUUCUAUCCAUAUUUGUUUUAAAUUUUUUACUGCCUAAUGGUGACAAAAGGCAAUAAACUUUUGUGACCUUUUUGCUUUU
Stylophora pistillata is the source of this 1515-nucleotide messenger RNA. Its product is annotated as peptidyl-prolyl cis-trans isomerase E. Gene Ontology annotation, cellular component: cytoplasm; mitochondrion. Gene Ontology annotation, molecular function: RNA binding; cyclosporin A binding; peptidyl-prolyl cis-trans isomerase activity. Lineage: Eukaryota; Metazoa; Cnidaria; Anthozoa; Scleractinia; Pocilloporidae. Gene Ontology annotation, biological process: protein folding; protein peptidyl-prolyl isomerization. The record is from RefSeq and is a predicted model, not a curated record.